UUAAUUUAUCAAAAUAAUGUCUGUUUAUUCGGAAGAGAAUUAUUCAUAUUUAAUACAAUUUAAAUUGUUCACAGGGAUAAACCGAUACAAGUAGUUAUGAGUAUUCGGUACUUCGCUUUGAUAUCGAGUACUUUUCACCGAUACUCUUGACUUCGAUCGAUCUCAGUGAAAAGUACUCGUAUGAAAUUGGAUAGACAUAAUAAGAAGGUACUUGCGAAUACUCAAUGCAUAUCGAUACUUCUUCUACGAUACUGAAUUAUAUAUCGAUACUUUUUUUCCCCGCAAGUAAUAAAUAAAGGUAUCGAUAUUUUGUUGGUGUUCAUCCCUAAUUACUUAUAAUACCAAUUCAACUUAAUAACUACACAUAAUUUACUCGAUGUCCCAACUAAAUUAAUGCACAUAAUUUAUUUAUUGUCCAAACUUAAUUACUAUGCAUCAUUUAUUUAAUGUCUCAACUUAAUUAUAACACAUUUUCCCAGCACACCCUAGUCACUCUAGCUUACUUCGGUUAACGCGCGAUCAAAUAAUAUUUUAAAUGCAAUGCACUUUUAACCUUCAUGAUACUUUCACCCCCAAAUUAAUUUAUAUUAAUUAUCAUUUAGACACGUACGUAAGUUUAUUAGUGUUUCAGCCGGUGCUACGUCGCAGCAGCCGUUAUGCCUUCCGUUGGGGAACGCGAUUGAUUGGCUGUGCUUCACUUAGUAAGAAAAACUAGUACUGUACUUUUGGACAUGUGUUGUCAAGGUCACACUGCUGAGUGACCUCUACAAUGUUUUAGCCGUCACUUGUUGUUUGUUUGUAUCUCGUUUUUUAAUAUACAUUUAAAGACUCGUAUAUUACUGCAGAUAAUUGCUGGCCGGCCGUAACGAGGCGACCGGAUCCGAACUAUUAACUUAACCUAACUUUAAUUAACUUAAAUUAAAUCGUUCCAAACAAUAGAAAUACGGUAUAUAAAGUUCAUAUUGUCGACUGUUCUAAAACGAUUUUAGUUCAUUUAUGUUAGGUUAGGUUAAUAGUUAGAAUCCGGCUGCCGUGAGGUAGCCUGCCAUUUAUUAGCUACAAUACAUAAAAUAUUAUUUUCUACUGAAUAUAUCGAAUUCACAAUUUUUAAGAAAGCGUUAAUACGUUCACCGAAAUAGUAUCUUCGUUUAAAUAAGCAUUCAAAUAAAUAAUGCCUAAAAUGACAAUAACUCAUAAUGAGGGAUAGUUCUUCAGAUAUCUCUCCACAAUCUUUGUACAUUUUGAGUAUGAGGUCUAUUUUCAGGAUCCAUAAAAUCACGUACAUAGUUUACCGUCUUAUAUUCUAAGUCUUUAAAUGUAUACUCAAUAUCGAAAACAUACGUUCAACUCAUUAGAAUUUAGUUAAUAACUUCUUAACAAAUAACGAGCGACGACUGAAACCUUGUGGAGGUCACUCGGAUAACCUUGACAACAUAUGUCAACAUCUAGGUCAUCGGAAGUGGGUCCCCUAAACGCAUUCCACAUUUCCUCGCGUGUAAGCCGGAACCAUCAUAAAGUAGUAUAUGGAGACAUAACACCAAUGGUCGAUUCCAUGGAAAGUGACCCCAAAAUUGGGACCCACGAUCUCAAAUUUUCGCUAAUCCGACGAUACUAGCGCUGCUUGUGGAAAAUGAGAGAACUCCAAUCCCACAUGACUAAAACAUCUCAUACCGAUGUAAAUGAUCUACGAUGCUUUUAAUUUUCUAAUUAAGGUGAGGCCAAACCCUUCAAGAACCAGUUGAAAUGUAACAUUAAUAGGCCAGGUACGAGGAAAGAUCAGUGCCAUGCAGUCCCGUUUAGACGGGAAGCUGGUUUUGCUGUACACCUUACUGGUCUUACAGGUCCUUAUCGUCGUGAUAUAUGUGGCAACUACACCACCAUCCGAACUGGGCACACCAACCUCCCGAAGCCCUGUCAGCUUUGUCAAGUUCCAAGUAUCCCAGGUUAAAUCAAAGCAGCAGAGUACUCGCAAACCAUCUCGUAACUACAAGACAAUCAAUGGAGAGACGUUGUUGAAAGACUCGACUACAUCCGAGCUUUUUGUGAGACACAAUCAUACUCUGUGUUUUCGAGAAGGGACUGCCAAUCAGAGAGCAAGAAGUUUCCAAUUCAGUGAUAAAUUAGAGAAGUGCGUUUGUAAGCAAGGUUGGCAUGGCUCAGACUGUGGCCAGCCCGAGGUGGUAUGGCGAGCCAUCAUGGCUUCGAAGCAGACCAUUAAGUUAAGGCUCCGCAGGAUGCCAAGGCGCCUCAUUCACAUGUUCUCAGUGGAUAACCAUGAUGUAGCUAUAGCCGAGGCUACGGUUGAGGAAUUGUACAGCGUAGUGGAUCUCUUUGUGAUAUGUGAUUUUAGUCAAGCCGAAGACAACUUCAGGCACCGAUUAAACAAGGGUUUGCUAAAGCGGGAGCAGGACAAGAUAUUGUACGUAGAUGUAAGCGAAGAAGCUCGAAGGCCAUCGAGGGUCAUAUCGAGGCACAUUUGGGAUUCUAUUAAUGCGGUAGUGAGGAAUUUGAGAGAGGACGAUGUCUACGUGACAACUGACGCCGAACAGGUACUGAACAAGCGAGCUCUUAUGUUCCUGAAGCUAUACGACGGAUGGCCCCAACCUAUAGGUUUUCGACUUAGAUGGUCAGUCUAUGGGUUUUUUUGGCAGCACCCAUUAAAAACGUUAAUCACUGUGGGAGCCUGUACCAUAAGUCUGACACACCGGGCCUAUCUCUCCGAUUCGUUACUCCUGCCAAAAGAAUUGGGUGGCGAGGCCAGUGACAGAGAUGUGUUGGGCUUGGUAAUUGGAGACUUAAACCACUACGGUGGAUGGUACUGUUUUCUAUGCCGGGGCUCUGCUCAUAUUCUGACCUAUAUCAGGCGCAAGACUGAAUCGAACGAGAUGCACUUUCAAAGGAAUAUCGACAUUCCCUUUGUGGAAGAUCUUAUUGGCACCGGCACCUGGCUCGAUGGCAAGACUAGUCUACUCAGGCCGUACAAGUCCCAGGACCAGUAUUAUGCCCCAGAAGCAGUUCUUAAUAACUCAUGGAAGUAUGAUUGGCUACUUGAGAACUUUUAUGCCAAGCUCGACUACUACUGAACUCAUUUGGGGUACUUCCUGCUGUGAUAUUAAUUCAUAUUCUCACUACGCAACACUUAUGGUACAUAUUAUAUACAUUGAAUUUACAGGCGUGCGUGCGCGCACUUGAUUGAUACCCUCAUUAAAUCAUGGACGUUGGAUCAUAUUUGUAUGGGUAUACAACAUAUAAACGAAUUUAUAACCUUA
This is a messenger RNA of Orussus abietinus, 3269 nucleotides long. RefSeq names its product beta-1,4-mannosyl-glycoprotein 4-beta-N-acetylglucosaminyltransferase (gene Mgat3). Gene Ontology annotation, biological process: protein N-linked glycosylation; N-acetylglucosamine metabolic process. The transcript is spliced from 3 exons. The coding region runs from base 1785 to 3083 and encodes 432 amino acids. The record is from RefSeq and is a predicted model, not a curated record. NCBI's taxonomy places the organism in Eukaryota, Metazoa, Arthropoda, Insecta, Hymenoptera, Orussidae. Gene Ontology annotation, molecular function: beta-1,4-mannosylglycoprotein 4-beta-N-acetylglucosaminyltransferase activity. Gene Ontology annotation, cellular component: membrane.